Micromonas pusilla CCMP1545 is the source of this 1317-nucleotide messenger RNA. RefSeq lists its product as uncharacterized. Lineage: Eukaryota; Viridiplantae; Chlorophyta; Mamiellophyceae; Mamiellales; Mamiellaceae. The record is from RefSeq and is a predicted model, not a curated record. The transcript has a single exon. The annotation marks the transcript as partial. Gene Ontology annotation, molecular function: protein binding.
GAGUACAGCAUAGGGGACAACUACAGAAAUGGCUACGGCGUGGAGAUAAACCUCGACACGGCGUUGGAAUGGUUCGAGAAGGCGGCUGCGAAGGGUCACGCCGGCGCACAAGUUGGUAUAGGGGACGUCAAUUAUACGAAGGAGCGAUACGAGGAUGCGGUGACGUGGUUCACGAAAGCGGCCGACCAAGGUGAUGCUGAAGCGGAACACAGGCUCGGAUAUUGUUACCAAUUCGGCAACGGCGUGGAGCUAAACCUCGACACGGCGUUGGCAUGGUUCGAGAAGGCGGCUGCGAAGGGUCACACCGGCGCACAAGUUGGUAUUGGGGUCGUCAGCUAUACGAAGGAGCGAUACGAGGAUGCGGUGACGUGGUUCACGAAAGCGGCCGACCAACACGACACUGAAGCGGAAAGCUGGCUCGGACGUUGUUACCAAUUCGGCAACGGCGUGGAGCAAAACCUCGACACGGCGUUGGCAUGGUUCGAGAAGGCGGCUGCGAAGGGUCACGCCGAUGGACAGUUUGGUAUAGGGGUCGUUAAUUAUACGAAGGAGCGAUACGAGGAGGCGGUGACGUGGUUCACGAAAGCGGCCGACCAAGGUGAAAGUAAUGCGGAAUUCGUCCUCGGGGACUGCUAUCGAUUCGGCAACGGCGUGGAGAUAAACCUCGACACGGCGUUGGAAUGGUACGAGAAGGCGGCCGCGAAGGGUCACGCCGGCGCACAAGUUGGUAUUGGGAUCGUCAACCACAAGAAGGAGCGAUACGAGGAGGCGGUGACGUGGUUCACGAAAGCGGCCGACCAAGGUAUUGCUGACGCGGAACUCAGGCUCGGACAUUGUUACCAAUUAGGCAACGGCGUGGAGCUAAACCUCGACACGGCGAUGGAAUGGUACGAGAAGGCGGCUGCGAAGGGUCACGUCAACGGACAAGUUAAUAUAGGGAUCGUCAGCUAUAAGAAGGAGCGAUACGAGGAUGCGGUGACGUGGUUCACGAAAGCGGCCGAACAACACGACGCUGACGCGGAACGCUGGCUCGGACACUGUUACCGAUUCGGCAACGGCGUGGAGCAAAACUUCGACACGGCGUUGGAAUGGUACGAGAAGGCGGCUGCGAAGGGUCACGCCGGCGCACAAUAUGGUAUUGGGAUCGUCAACUAUAAGAAGGAGCGAUACGAGGAGGCGGUGACGUGGUUCACGAAAGCAGCCGCUCAAGGCGAUACUGAUGCGGAAGUCCACCUCGGGGACUGCUAUCGAAAAGGCCGAGGCGUGACACGAGACAUCCCAAAGGCAAUCGAGUGGUACACGAAGGCCGCGGAGAAA